AUGCCUUCAGACAACCCCCUCCCACUCGGUCCAGAGUGGACAGAUCCGGAUUCCUACGUUGACGCGCUUCUGGCCUUCGCGACCUCCGAUGAUCUGUUCAGGAACCUGUGUGGUGGUGUGCAUAUAUUGGACUUUCUGACACGAGAACCGAGUGUCUACACGACUCUAUUACAGGAUGAUUGGCGGGAUUUCUUCGAAGAACAUGAUAUUCACGAUAUACUACACCUCCUCUUGAGAGAGGAUGUAGGUCAGCUCAGGCAACAGCAAGAAUCCUCGGCACUCAAUGGUCACACAGCUGUAGGGACAUGGAGAGGCGGCCCUUUGCCGCCCAUCAGUCUUCUUGACUACAUUAGCAAUAUCCGGAGGCUGAGUCUGCGACGAGACUUCACCCCUGUCGACUUCAGGCAGGGUACUAUCCCACCGCGACUCGCCAUUGGUAUGAAGACGAAGAAGUUACAUGAAGUCGAGAACUUCUCACACUAUGUCGACCAACUGUGCGGGCAAGUGGCAGAGCUGCGAGGGGAAGAUGUUUCCCAUGUGGUGGAUUUUGGGUCUGGUCAAAACUAUCUCGGACGGACCCUGGCCAACUCCUACAACAAGCACAUAAUUGCUAUUGAACGCGAACACCAGCAUAUGCGUGGUGCCAAUCGGUUUGACCAACAUGCCCUUGGUAUUAAAAAGGAGGUAAUUUGGCAAAACAAUGAGGGAAAAUGUGAGGACUGCGACGAGCGUCCAACACAGAAAUCACAGUCUCCGGUCCGGGCAGAAGAGAGCGCAACGGACUCCACAACUACCGCAAAGGAUUCAGCGGUACCAAAUGAUUCAGACUUUACUGUUAUCAAUGUUUUCCGGGGUGUCGAUAUAGAUCCGGAGGAUUUCACGCCCUCUCCGCGCCCUCGCAAGAAGGGCGUACCAGCAAGUGAGCAACCGCCAAGAGAGGUGCGAGGCGCGAUAGACUACAUCGAGCAUAACAUCAAGGAUGGGUAUCUGGAGCCUAUCAUCAAGCACAUUAUGGAGCCAUCUACCAGCGCAGUCGCAGGUGAUUCUUCUCAAGAGGCCACCGUCGUAAUAAGUGACGGGAAGGCAGUCGAUGCCAGAUGUAUGGUUGUCUCCCUUCAUUCAUGUGGCAAUCUCGUCCAUCAUGGGAUUCGGUCCCUAGUCCUGAACCCUUCCGUGGUCGCCGUUGCCAUGAUCGGCUGUUGCUACAAUCUCAUGACAGAACGACUUGGUCCCAUCACAUGGAAACUACCGAUUCUCCGUUCUCUCCAUCCACGUCUGCAGGAGACUUCACGAGCCUAUGAUCCCCAUGGCUUCCCCAUGUCGCAACGCAUGGAGAACUUUGCCCAUGAGGGAGGCACAGGUGUGAAAUUGAACAUCACUGCUCGAAGUAUGGCAGUCCAGGCACCCUACAACUGGGGGCGAGAAGACAGUGAGAGUUUCUUCACCCGUCACUACUAUCGUGCCCUACUGCAGCGCAUUCUCGUAGACAAGGAAAUAAUUCCAAGGCCUGUCAAUGCACGCAGCCUCUAUGAGCCUGAGCAGGCAGAGAUCGAGGCCACCGGCCCCCCGCUGAUUGUUGGGUCUCUUCGCAAAGCGGCUUUUACCUCGUUUCCUGCGUAUGUACGUGCUGCCGUUUCACGAUUAUGUCGUGAUGCACACUACGGGGCCAAGGUCCAGGAGAGGUUGGCAAACAUCACUGAUGAAGAACUGGAACGCUACGUCCAAGAGUACGCCCCCACAAAAAAGCAUCUCAGUGUCACCUGGAGCUUGAUGGCACUUAGCGCCUCGGUUAUUGAAGCCAUCAUUGUCGUCGACCGAUGGCAAUUCCUCCGUGAGCAUGAAUCCGUCAAGGAUUGCUGGGUUGAGCCGGUUUUCGCCUACAAGGAGAGUCCCCGGAACUUGGCCGUCAUCGGAAUCAAGAAAUAA
Penicilliopsis zonata CBS 506.65 is the source of this 1926-nucleotide messenger RNA. RefSeq lists its product as hypothetical. The coding region runs from base 1 to 1926 and encodes 641 amino acids. The transcript is spliced from 2 exons. Lineage: Eukaryota; Fungi; Ascomycota; Eurotiomycetes; Eurotiales; Aspergillaceae. The record is from RefSeq and is a predicted model, not a curated record.